Messenger RNA from Thamnophis elegans (Western terrestrial garter snake), 1479 nucleotides. RefSeq names its product dual specificity phosphatase 28 (gene DUSP28). The transcript has 2 exons. Lineage: Eukaryota; Metazoa; Chordata; Lepidosauria; Squamata; Natricidae. The record is from RefSeq and is a predicted model, not a curated record. The coding region runs from base 57 to 536 and encodes 159 amino acids. Gene Ontology annotation, biological process: protein dephosphorylation. Gene Ontology annotation, cellular component: cytoplasm. Gene Ontology annotation, molecular function: MAP kinase tyrosine/serine/threonine phosphatase activity.
UCCCAAGAAAUCUUCAGCAGCACUUCUCUUGCUGUGAUAUUGUCAUUCACCACCAAAUGUUGUCCCUCUGCAAGAUCGCUGAUUCUUUGUUCAUUAGCAAUUCUAGGUCAGCCUGCUGUGAGAGUCUCCUCAGUCAAGAGAGAAUCACGUUCUGUAUCAAUGUCUCCAGACAACAGCCCUUCCCAAGCUUUCAGCAAAGCCAUUUGCUGAGAAUCCCUGUCUUUGAUGAUCCUUCGGAGAACCUGUAUAAGUACUUUGAGCACUGCAGUGAUGCCAUAGAAGACACCAUCCAAAGAGGCGGGAAGUGCUUAGUGUACUGUAAAAAUGGUCGCAGCAGAUCUGCAACUAUCUGCACUGCUUACUUGAUGAAGCAUCAAAAGCUCAGGUUGAAGGAAGCCUUUGAGAUUGUGAAGAUUGCCAGGCCAAUGGCAGAGCCCAAUGUAGGAUUUUGGUCUCAGCUACAGAAAUAUGAAGACCAUUUGCAAAGACAGCAGCAAAGAAGACUUUCUUCAAAUACAAUUUCACAUAAUAAAUAAACAAAUUGAUUCAGAUUACAAUGUUGGGAAAUCCCUUUAAAGAGGAAGAUUUAAAAUGCUUCUAGGUAACACCUGAAUUGAAUAUACUAAAAAAAGACCUGGGAUCAUCUACUUUAUUAUUGUAGUCUUAAGAAACUAGCUGAAAACCUUCCAAUAAGGCAUAAUUCAAAUCUCCAAAAUCUGCUCAAUGUUAAGUAUAAUUAAAUGCAGCUAUAAUGGGUUGGCCAAAUCUUUUGGAGGGAGAAGUUGCACUUCUGCUUUGAGGAUAAUGUUGAUAUACUAAUUAAAUGCAGUUGGCUAGAAAUAAGAUCAUAAGUGUGACUUUGUGUGUUUUUAGGUUACUCAAGAUCAUAGGAGGAAGGCAGUAGCAAUUUCCCAAAAACAAUUCCAAGAAAACAGGAUGGGUUUGUCCAUGCGACACCCAGAAGUCAGCAUUUUCUAUCAUCUAUUUUUAUUGAAAAAUAGUUGAGAAAUCAGAAUUAGCUCCUUCCCAUAUAUUGUUUUUAAUAUACUUUCAAUCCGCCAGAAUUUUAAGUACUGAUAGCUUUAUUCUGCAAAUUAUCAUAUCUUUAUAAAGUAAUAAAAUAAUGUGACAUAGUACAUUUAGCAAACUAGGAAAGAUAUGUCAUUUUACAUGAUUAUGUGAUUUAAAUAAUUUUCAUGAUUUUUUAAAUAUGCCAUAAUGUUUAUUAUAAUAUUCAGCACUAAAAUGAUAAACUACUUAAGGGCCUUUCCCCACUGUUGAGUUGAAAUGCCAUGCAUCUAUCUUGAGUGGGCAGAAAACCUUUUUGUGAGAUUUUUCUGUCUCACAUGCAAGUCCCUUCCUGAGCCUUCCUCCAAGCUCAUCAGAGUGAGUUACAAAUCACAACAGAUUUUGCACAUCUUGAGUUUGUUCUUAGUGCCAGAAUAGGAGGAAAACAUGACAUUAACACCAAUAUAGCUA